Messenger RNA from Piliocolobus tephrosceles (Ugandan red Colobus), 573 nucleotides. RefSeq names its product sperm microtubule inner protein 11 (gene SPMIP11). The transcript is spliced from 4 exons. The coding region runs from base 41 to 436 and encodes 131 amino acids. NCBI's taxonomy places the organism in Eukaryota, Metazoa, Chordata, Mammalia, Primates, Cercopithecidae. The record is from RefSeq and is a predicted model, not a curated record.
CCAACCUGGACAUUCCAGAAGAGGCCAGGGAGGAUCUGAGAUGGCCUUCUUCAACUUGUAUCUAUUGGGAUAUCAAAAUUCCUUUCGGAACAAGAAAAGGAACGCAACUGAAGAAACAAACCAGAAGGAAUCAGAGCCUACUAGGCUUCCCCCCAUUAUCUCAAAAGAUGGGAAUUAUUCCGUGCACCAGAAUAGCCACACAAGAUACCACGAAGCUGUCCGGAAGGUGUUGUUGAAGACAUUUCCCAAUCAGGUCUUCAGAAUCCCCUUGACUGAUGCUCAGAACUUCAGCUUCUGGCAGUCCCACGAUCCAGGAGUGCAUCCAGAGGAAACCAUGCCAUGGAUCCGGAGCCCACGCCACUGUCUCAUAAAAAGCGCGAUGACCAGGUUUAUGGAUCACUCUAUUCUCAAUGACAGAACCUUCAGUCUGUAUUAAGAAGAUAUGGCUGCAGAAAGACAAGAUGAAUUGUGGCAAGAGUGCAAAGAGGAGGAAAGAAGGAGGUUUCCCAGUUCUGAUGGCUGACUAAUGGGAGGAGGAGACAGAGAAAGCAGAGUAAACAGAUUGGCCUAAAA